Trypanosoma conorhini is the source of this 1638-nucleotide messenger RNA. Its product is annotated as LmrCD-specific DARPin. Lineage: Eukaryota; Euglenozoa; Kinetoplastea; Trypanosomatida; Trypanosomatidae. Bases 1 to 1638 code for a protein of 545 amino acids. The record is from RefSeq and is a predicted model, not a curated record. Gene Ontology annotation, molecular function: protein binding. The transcript has a single exon.
AUGUCUUCCGACGACCCUGCACGCCCUAAAACCAUUGUGUGGAAGCGUGGGACCGCAGAAGAUAAGUUUUACGCCGAUGAGCAGAUGCGGCAUGUGGUGAACGCAAUAAAAAAUGGGGACGAGGCGCCGCUUCUUCGCUGGAUGGAUUUGUGCGAGGACAUUGACGUGAGAGAUUCCUGCGGCAACACGGCGCUUCACUGGGCCGCAUCACUGGGUAGCAUGCCUGCUGUGACACAGCUUCUCCUUGCCGGGGCUGAAGUGGAUGCGGUGAACCAUAAUGGGGCAGUUCCACUUCAUUGUGCCGCCAUUUGUGGGCACGCGGACGUUAUAGAGCAACUCCUGCGUAACGGGGCGGACGCCACCGCGGUCAACUACGAAGGGCAGACAAUGUUUGACUUGCUGCGACUUAUGGGCUGGGAAGGGGCGUCUCUUAUGCUCGAACGCCUGGAGAACGCGCUCCUUCUCGGCCCAGGCAGCGGUGAGAAUAUCAUCAUAGAUGUUUCCUUCUCCGAUGCACCGCUGUUAGGUUCCCUUGCGGCUCCGCUCCUCAUGGACGCAGGCUACUCCGAGGAAAACGUGACAGAUGUGGAGAGUCCUCUGCGUAUUCAAGGAAGAAGGCACCAUUAUGCAACCGUGGGUGCGACUAACAUCUCUGAUGAGGACCUGGUGUACAUGCAGAGGAGCGCCGAAAUAGAAUUGCUUUUUUCGCGUGAGACGGCGGAACGAAAUGAGCUGAUUGGGGAAUAUGCCCGAUGGAUGCUGCGUGUUAAGAGUAUGAUGUUGCCUGAGAACGUCGCUUCUGUUGUACGUGGACCUAGAGAGGUUGAGGUGGUCUUUGGUGAGAAGUACUCCCCGCAUGGGCCCCGCCAACUCCUGGUGCGCAUGGUGGGCGAUGCCGAGGGUGACGAGCUCUGGGUGAACGCGGAGGACGUGGCGGAUAGCCCGGCAGUGCGGGAGUACGUUGACCGCUUCAACCGAACGGUCAACACUCUGAACAAUUCGCUUGACCUCAUCGGGCUUGGUGUGCUUCACGGUGGCGAUCCAUCGGGGAAUGCUGAGCGGCAGGACCUCUCCAGCGGGCUGAAUAAGCUUUCGCAAGGCAAUGCGCAUGUUUUACCGCGUUUGCCAGUCUCCGGCACUUCAACGGCCUCGACCAAACUAAUUCCACCACUAUGGGCCCCAACUUCGGCAAAAAUUUUGUCGCAGCAGCCCGUGAAUGAGCAGAAGCUGACACGUUCCUUAAACACUCCACUGUCCAAGAUGACAGUGAGCCGUUCAUCGCAAGACUCCUCCCAUGGUGGUCCACCGCGUGGCAGUAUGUUAAGCACCUUAACAUACCAAAAUAGCAGUACGACCACCGGCACGACGCGCGACAGCAAAGACGACAAUAACCAGCACGCUGACAGAGUACUGCCCCCCAUAAUCUCGAAUAAACUUGAAUGCGCUGUUGCUGUCUCGCUCGGAGCGGAGCCCACCGUUGUUCAGUGUGCGGUGCCCACCGAAAGCAAAUUGCCUCCUAUUCGACAAUACCUCUCAGGGGAGGAGAAAAGGGCAUACGAGGCAUUUCUUCGAAUGUCCGCCUUGAGAUAUUUGGAACGCAGGAGGGGCAGAAGAUCUCAUCGUGUUGAUAUUGAGUAG